GUGGCCUGGCCCGUCAGACAGGCAGGGAGUAGGUGAGUGUGAGGGCGAGAGAGACUGAGGCGCCGCCGUCUCCUCGGACGCCGGCGCCGCCUCGCCGACGCGUCGCUCGGGUCCUCGGACGCCGGCGCCGCCGAGCCACUUCGCACAUACUAGUAGCCGGCUGUUUGAUGAAAUGUCGACCUGCAGUUCCAAGAGGGCGCGAGGCGCCAGCGAUGGUGUCGACAGGCUCAGCAGCCUUCCCAACGAGCUGCUCCACCGCGUGAUGUCCUUCCUGCCGAUGCCGGAGGUCGUGCGCACAAGUCUGCUCUCGCCGAGGUGGCGCUAUCUCUGGGUCUCUACUCCAUACAUCCGCAUUGACCACCAGGACUUCAUGGAUGACAGCAAGUUCAAGAAUUUUGGGAACCGCCUGCUGAUCUUACGUGACGGCGCUACUUCCUUGGAUGAAGCCCGGAUCUCUGCCCACAAUGUUGUUCGUGGUACAUCGUGGUGUGAGUGGAUUCGUCAUGCCAUCAUGCACAAAGUUCGUCUACUUCAUGUUUCUGCAUAUGCCCCAUUGGAUAGCACAGCCAUGUUUCCUUCACAGCACCUCAAAAUAGUCAGGCUCCAAUUUAAUUUGUUGGAACAUGGGUUCUUUAGGCAGCUGAACUGUGUCUGCUCAGUGCUUGAACAUUUAGAGCUGGAGGGUUGCGGUUUGUCUGAAGUAAACGAGAUCUCAUCGAGGUCACUCAAGGUUCUAUAUAUCAUUCGCUGCCUUAUCGUCAAGGGCCUCGUAAUUUGUGCUAGCAACCUUACCCAUCUCUCUAUCGUUGACCCAAGAUGUCGUUCUGGUGCUAUAGUAACUAGGGAUCUGCCUUCUCUAGUAACAGCUUUGGUUAGUCUGAGAUCUGACAAUUUUCAUUAUAAGGAAAACACAAUACUGGGUCAUGGUCUACUUGAUGGCCUCUCACAUGCCACAACCUUGCAGUUGCAUGCACCAUUACCUGAGCUCACACUCGAGAGAGGCCUGCGGACAUGCCCGGUGUUCAGCAGCCUGACAAGUCUGGUAUUGGGUGAUUGGUGCAUGGCUGCUGACUUCUACCCGCUGCGUCGCAUUCUACAUCGCUCGCCCAAGCCGAAGGAGCUAAGUUUUAAGCUCGAAAUGGAGGAAUGUAGAAAAUGAAUGUACCGCCAUCUUCAAGGGCAGUGUCGGACUCAGGCAGCUAUCCUUGCAUUGACAGGAUCAAAAUCUACUGCCAGGAAGAAAGAUCCAACGGUCAGUGCGUGGCAUUGCUACCGGUUGUCGGUCUCUGAUCUCUGUUAAUCAAGAGCUUGUUUUAUUUUUAAGACCUGGCAUCUUUGAUGGGUGCUAAGUUAAAGAGCUGCUGGUGACAGAAAGUGGUUGCCAAAUGAGUGGGCAUCAUGUCUUCUGGUUCCAGAACCACCACCAGGUUUUAGAUGAUGUGUGUGUACUUGUUGCGAUUGGAAUUCGCUAUAUAUGUGUCAAUGUGUGCGAUGUGAGACCACCUCCCCUGCGUCUGAGCCAACAAUAAGGAAAAGGUUCAGACUGAAAACUGCUUGCAUCCAAA
Molecule: messenger RNA, 1565 nt
Organism: Aegilops tauschii subsp. strangulata
Lineage: Eukaryota; Viridiplantae; Streptophyta; Magnoliopsida; Poales; Poaceae
Product: putative FBD-associated F-box protein At5g56440
Molecular function (GO): protein binding
Source: RefSeq, a predicted model, not a curated record